AUCUAACGUUAAAUACCUGGAAGAAUAGUUCCUGGUCAAAUAUCAAGUAGUUUACAGUUUACAGUUCGAGUGGACUUACUGCCUUACAUGUUUAGAAUAAAUUCAGACAUGUGUAGUUGGUGAACAUAGAGGCCGGGUGUCAUAUAUAGAACACAUGGAGGAGGAGUUAUAAUAAAGCGUUAUAACGGAAGCGUCCUUCAGCCGCGGGUUCUGGUCCGAUGACAGAUCCUUCCCACGGUAACACAGCGGACAUGGCCGCGUCCACCGGAGGAUCAUCCACCGCGGGCAUCCAGGGGUUCCCCAUCAUAACCGGCAGGCCCCCGGAGGAAAGCACCGGUAAGGACACGGAGCAGACCGGAGAACCGAAGAAAAAGCCGUGCAGGGCUUGUACUGACUUCAAGUCGUGGAUGAAGGUCCAGAAAACGCCACAGACCCCAGCAGCAGCGCCACAGGAGGCCCCAGCUGAGCAUGUGGAGCCCCAGCGGCAGCCGGAGUGUCCGCUGGACAGGGAAGAGUUAGGGCGUAACACCUGGUCCUUCCUGCACACCAUGGCAGCGUACUACCCUGACCGGCCCUCCCCCAGACAGCAGACAGACAUGGGACAGUUCAUCAACCUCUUCUCUAAGGUCUUCCCCUGCGAGGAGUGUGCUGAGGACCUGCGGACAAGGUCAGGGGUUUUAGAGGUUAUGUGUGUCGCGUCGGCUGGUGUUGAGAGAGUUGUAUAAUUGGUUCUAGUGGGU
Oncorhynchus nerka (sockeye salmon) is the source of this 740-nucleotide messenger RNA. Its product is annotated as FAD-linked sulfhydryl oxidase ALR-like. Gene Ontology annotation, molecular function: flavin adenine dinucleotide binding; flavin-dependent sulfhydryl oxidase activity. Lineage: Eukaryota; Metazoa; Chordata; Actinopteri; Salmoniformes; Salmonidae. Gene Ontology annotation, cellular component: mitochondrion. The transcript is spliced from 2 exons. The record is from RefSeq and is a predicted model, not a curated record. The coding region runs from base 219 to 725 and encodes 168 amino acids.